Messenger RNA from Rhagoletis zephyria (snowberry fruit fly), 507 nucleotides. NCBI's taxonomy places the organism in Eukaryota, Metazoa, Arthropoda, Insecta, Diptera, Tephritidae. The record is from RefSeq and is a predicted model, not a curated record.
GGCAUCGUUCACAACGACGUCAAACCGGGCAAUAUUCUUCUGCACAAUGGCAAUGUGAAGAUUGCCGACUUUGGCAAGGCGAGAAACUUGGCCAAUCUUGGCCGUGUCACCAAAGGCACUCGUCGUUAUACAUCGCCUGAAAUGGCCAGAGCCUCACUGAAUGGUGACCGCAAAUGCGAGGAUUUUUCUGCCGCUGUUGAUAUUUGGGCACUUGGUGCUACACUAUAUCAGCUACUUGAAUGCCAUUUUCCCUAUGAAGAUGCAAAUGACGAUACCGUUUUAGAGGCCAUCGCAAACCAAGGCCUUAAACUUUCAGAUAACGAAAGCUAUUCAGUUAAAGUGAAAACCUUUUUCUCAUUAAUGACAGCGAUUGAUCCUAAAGAGCGUGCUUCAGCUGAUGCGCUCUGUACCAAUUCAUUUCUAGCUCAAGCUUGCACUUGCAGUGAACUUGAUGAAAUAAUCAAAGUGAAAAAAAUGUGGAAGGAACAACAGGGUCAACAUGAAUAA